UCCGAUUCUGGCUGUUCUUUAUUCAUGUUAGCCGUAAAAACAAAGUAUUUUUGUUUGGAAACGUCUAUUUGUUAUGAUUUCAUGCUGAGGAAAAGCCGCACAUUAAAGCGAAUAUGGAAUUUGCAAAAGUAGCUUGUCUUGUGUGUGUAAGAAGAAUACUCUCUGCUGGAGUUCCAUCGUCAAUCUUGAAGUCUAGAAGUCCAAUCAGCCGAUACCUUUCAACUGUAUCGCAACCUGAGAGAUCGGAUGUUGAGUUUCAAACAACUGUUGCAGACAAGCGGAAGAGUGUGUUGGAUCCACUGCAGCACCCCGAUUACUUCAGAGUGCACGAGCUGUUCACGGUCCAGGAUCUGUUCGAAGCGAGGGUCCACCUGGGCCACAAGGAAGGCUCCCUGGACGACCGCAUGAAGCCGUUCGUCUUCGGCUCGCGGCUGAGCCACCUGGUGUUCGACCUGGACCUCACCGCCCACCACCUGCGACGGGCCCUCAACUUCACGGCGCACGUCGCGUUCAACGGCGGCGUGGUGCUGUUCGUGUACAGGGGCGCGCACAGCUCCCUGGCGGUGGAGCGCGCCGCGAGGGAGUGCGGGGAGUUCGCGCACACGCGGUUCUGGCGCGGCGGCACCUUCACCAACUCGGAGCGGCAGUUCGGGACGGUGACCCGGCUGCCCGACCUCUGCGUGUUCUUCAGCACGCUCAACACCAUCCUCUCGCAGCACAACGGUGUGCUGGAGGCAGCCAAGAUGGCGAUCCCGUCGGUCGGCAUCGUCGACACGAACUGCAACCCCAACCUCGUCACGUACCCGGUCCCGGGGAACGACGACACUCCCUGUGCCAUCGCCCUGUACUGCAAGCUGUUCACGGAGGCCAUCCGGCGCGGCAAGGAGGAGCGAGCCAGGGUGCUGCAGUUGGCCGGCGCCGAGCUGCCGUCGGACGUUUCGUGAGGAAGCUGCUGUCCCGGUGUGGAAGAACAGUGUUUUAUUGUGUUCGUUAAGACUGUGGUCAAUCCUCCUAACUACAAACUUGAAGGGACCAUAACUUCGACACACCUUUCAGUAACUAGGUUUGUUUUAAUCACAACAAUUGAAUAAAUUAAUUUUAAUUGUA
This is a messenger RNA of Bacillus rossius redtenbacheri, 1107 nucleotides long. It is a transcript of the gene mRpS2, whose product is annotated as small ribosomal subunit protein uS2m. The coding region runs from base 114 to 944 and encodes 276 amino acids. The transcript has 3 exons. Gene Ontology annotation, biological process: translation. Gene Ontology annotation, molecular function: structural constituent of ribosome. NCBI's taxonomy places the organism in Eukaryota, Metazoa, Arthropoda, Insecta, Phasmatodea, Bacillidae. Gene Ontology annotation, cellular component: mitochondrial small ribosomal subunit; ribosome. The record is from RefSeq and is a predicted model, not a curated record.